GUAUUAAAACAGCUCGUUCACAUCGAAUUGCGCGUGUGCUAUGACAGGAAUGUCUGAGGACGUCAAAACAGCGAUUAAGGGAGAUUUGCGUUCAUCUGAAACAUGGAUUUAGCGAACGGGGCACAAAACAUUGUCAGAACAAUUUUAAAAUUGCCGGUAGUUACUAUUCUUAUGUAGCUAGGUCUACUCGCUUUGUUAAGCAUGACAUGGUGGUUUUAAAUCCAGGCGCAAGAGAAUGAAAAGGCUGCAGAGUCUCCCCUCCAUGGUGGAUGGUACAUUCCAUUCGCCGCUGCGCUCUCUCUCCGGAUAAGCGCUUGCCACAUCUUGCUGUAGAAAAAGGGACACACCGAAGCACUCUGACACCGCUUUUUCCAGUGUAGCGCUGUCUUUUCCGGGUAACAGAAAUCGACAGUGUUGUCCAAAAAAAUCAAGCAACGUGUGUGAAACUACCUUCCGCUUUGCUGGAUCGAAGAUGGGAGCGAUGUCUUUUGAAAUACCGCCAUGACACAUCGAUUCAGCGUCUGUCCUGAUGUUCCGUGGCCAGAGGCGAGAGACAAGAGAACGCGCUCGUCGACAUGCAAAGAGGAAGGGAGAGGCGUGAUUUCGUUUGCGAAGAAGACAAGAUAACCGCUGGCUGUUAAUUUUCCUCAAAGGCGUCACUGUCCUGCUUUGCCCGUUUUUUUCGGCAUAUUGUUGCGUGAAGGUUGCUUGCGUGAUGACUGUCAAAACAGCGUUUUGAUUUCAGCUUGCAAUAGCAAGAAGGCCUGCUCUCCACCUGCUGGCAAUCUGAGUGGAAGGAAUUACUUCAUCUCUCUGUCAUCUGCAGGAUUCAGCAAGUCUGCAUCAGUGACUCAUUUUUUUCUUUUUAAACUUUGUUUUGGGAUGUCAGUGUUUUGAACAUUCUUCUUAAUUACAUUCUUGGCCUAUUAUACAGUUUAUGCUGGACCACAAGCUCAAAGACUGCAUAAGACAGCAAAGUGUAAAGUUGGACCACCAAAUUCUCAAUUCCUUCAUAUCAACUCCUUUUGAACUUACCUUCGUCAUUGUUUAACCAGAGCUCAUCCUCAUCACCAUUCAGCAUCACUCCAAAGCUGAAGGAUGUCAAAGCAAAGUUAACGCUGGACAACAUAUUUCAUCAGCCCUCAUACCAACACCGAAUUGACUCAUCUUCAUCACUUCAUCGUCAUCAUCCUCUUUACUAAUUAAACUCAAGUGAACUCAUCAUCCUCACUCAGUCACUAGUUGGCUGCCACACUGGACUCAAAGCUGAAGCUGAAAGUUAAAGCCUAAUCAGCCCUCAUACAGACAUCUAUUUGAAUACAUCCUCAUCAUCUUUAAUUGUUUAUCAUUUUCCUCAAUUGAAAUCUCACCCUCUUCAUCAUCCUCACUCACUCGUUGGCCACCAUGCUGGACUCCAAGCAGAAGGAGGCGUGCCGCAUCUGCGCGCGGGAGCUGUGCGGCAACCACCGGCGCUGGAUCUUCCACCCGGCCGCCAAGCUGAGCCUGCAGACGCUGCUGUCGCACGCCGUGGGCCACGAGGUGACGCGCGGCGACCAGGACGGCCACCGCGGCAGCGGCGGCAGCGCCAGCGAGUUCGCCUGCGGCAAGUGCGCCUUCGUGCUGGAGCGCAUGUACCGCUUCGACACGGUCAUCGCCCGCGUGGAGGCGCUCUCCGUGGAGCGCAUGCAGAAGCUGCUGCAGGAGAAGGAGCGGCUGAGGCAGGGCGUGGGGGCCAUGUACUGGAAGCACAACUCCCGGCCGCCACACACCGCCAACGCUGAGCCCACCAACCAGGCCACUGAUGGGGUGAAGAUGGAAGCGUUGGGAGAUAGUGGUGGAGGUGGAGGUGGAGGUGGAGGGGGUACAUUGAUGGACAUCUCGACGCUGACUGAGAUGAGCUACGGAGCUCUGAUCCAGGAGGAUCUGGCCUACUCUGUGUUUGAGUCCUGGUCCAAACAGGAAGCAGGAACACUGGACUCACUCAGCUCCCAGCAUUCCCUGUUUACACAACAACACCAGCACGGCCACGGACACAGCCACGGACACGGCCAAUCACAGAACACCAGGAAGUGCAGAGGUUGCGUCGGGCUGCGCGUGGCCGACUCGGACUACGAGGCCGUGUGCAGGUUGCCACGCCGACUGCGCAGCACUUCCUGUGGGCCGCCCACUCGGAGCCCGGCAGGAACACUGGAAGAGGCGACACAGCCGCACCCGCAGCCUGCACCUGAGUCUCCUGCUCCGCCCACCAGAGAGGAGACAGGCGAGGCGGCAGGGGAGGAACUAGGUGAGGGGGAGGUGGAGGGGGAGGGGCAGGCCACUCCAAGGAGGAUGGCAACCCCGAGCCCUGCCUCAUCUGUGGAGUCGCUGGACACACUACCCCAUGACGCAGCACCGGGGACAACAACGCACCCGCCCACCCAGUCUUUGGAGGGUAGAGACGAGGAGGUGCAGGAGGAGGAGGUGAUGGCCGUGGAAGUGGAGGAGAGGUCCAGUUCACCACAGGAGCAGGCCUCAAGUCAGCCUAAUGUGGGACUUUUUGUGUCUGAGCCGGACACUAGUGGUGUUGGUGGUGUGUCUGAUGGGGAUGGUGCUGGUGGUGUUGUGUCUGGACCUGACACCAGUGUUGGUGUGGUGGUGACUGGUCCCGGACCAGAGCCUGGUGUUGUGUACGCAUCUGGACUGGAGUUCGCUUUAUCUCUGGUUCGUAGCUUGCAGUACCGGCCCGUCCAGAGCCGAAGAGGGAGUCGGUUGCCAGUCAGGGUGAAGCCUGGGGGACCAGUGGGCUCCUGUGUUGAAGGUCUCCCACACAGGGUGCACUAUAGCGGGCUUCAUGACUUCCCUCCUCCCCUCUCCCCUCUCCUGCUUCUGGAGGGGAAGAGCUCCAGUGGCAGGCAGGGGGAGAUACUGCAUGAGCUGGCCGAGAUGGAGGAUCUUUGGCUGGACGAGUUCACACCAUGCAGGCCAGUGCACAUCCACGAGAGGCUGAUAGAUGAGCAGCAGUCUCAGCUGGGUGACUAUGAGCGGGCGGCCAGCCAGUGUGUGUGUGAGCUGCAGAAGGCCCAGCAGCAGGUGCACUCCCUACAGGCCAACAUCAAGGAGAGCGAAGCCAAUAACAUGAAGCUGCAGCGGCGUCUUGCUGAGAUGGAGAUUGAGCUGCGUGCAGUGCAGGAGGUGGCCCAGUGCCAGGAGAGCACCAUCGGCACACUCACAGACUCACUAGCCACCACACACACUCAGGUGUCAGAUCUGCAGAAGAUGAACAAGGAACAGAAGGACAUGCUGCUGUCUCUCAAGUCUCAGUGUCAGAAGCAGCAGCGCACAAAGGGCGAUGCGCUGGCGGUGGAGGCGUCUCUGUUCUCCACUCAGCUGGAGCUGCAGGAGUCCCAGAGGGCCCGAGGCCACGCCCUCCGGCAGGAGCAGGACCUAUCACGCGCCAACCAGCGUCUCCACGACGACCUGCAGAGGGCCCUCAAACACCGGCAGGAGACCGAGACACACAACCUGGACCUUCUGAGUGCACUUCAGAGGGCUCGUGCGGACCUGCAGCAGAUGGAGGACGCUACGAGGGAGAAGGAUGGCGGGAGAGAGAGGGAGAUGGAGGAGAGAGAGAAGACCCUCAAACAGCUCAGGAACUCACUGGAGCACAAGGACAAACUGCUGGAGGACUACAGUGACCUGCUGGACAGUGCUGGGCAGAGGGGGUCUGGGGAGAGGAGCAGAGAGAGUGUCAUCACCAAACUCAAGCAGCGCAUCCAGGAGAGAGACCGUGCACUGGAGCGUGCAGUGGAUGAGAAGUUUGUGUGUGUGGAGGCGCGUGAGGUGGAGGUGCGUCGUCUGCAGCUGCAGCUGAGGGAGAAGGAGAGGGAUCUGGACAAGCUGCGCUGCACCUGCGCCAACAACCAGGAGACCAUCACCAGUCUGGAGGCUCUGCUGCGUGGUAAAGGUCUGGAGCUGGAGCAGGUGUGUGAGGCGCUGUGCGGUGUCCAGACUCUACAGCGCAACUCGGAGGACAGACACACACGCGGCCUGAGGGAGCGAGACACACUCAUCAGCCAACUGCAGACCUCCCUGCAGACACACGCUAAGGAGAAUGAGACCCUGACAUCCAGCGUGCUCAGUAAGCUGUGUGUGAGCCCGGCGACGGUGGUGGAGGAGCUGAAGACGCGUCUUUCCCUGAAGGAGCAGCUGAUCCAGGAUCUGCUACGCGACCGCAGCCAGCAGGCCCAGGAGCACCAGGCACAGGUCCAGGACCUGCUCAGCACCAUCGGCAGCAGGGACCAGUACAUACAGGAGGCAGCUGGGCGCGUGGGCGAGGUGAUGAGUGAGCAGACGGCCCGGGUGCAGGAGCUGCGCAGGCAGCUGGUGUCUGCGCAGACGCAGGAGAGCACGGCGGAUACACAGGCCCUCCAGGAGGAGCUCCGUCUGGCUCUGCGGAGGGAGAGGGACUCCCAGCAGGAGCUGUCCAGCCUCAGAGCCUCCCUCACUGGUCAGCGCAACCAACUCCAGGCCCUGGCUUCACACAUGGAGGCCCAAACACAGCCUAACCAGGACCUCGACCAUCACGGCAUUGCCAUGGAAACGGAGCAGACCAGCCAAUCCCAGGCUGAGUUUGCAGACCUCUUCUCAGACGAUGUGGGUGAUGACGAUGAGGAGGAGGAAGAGUAUGGCAGCGAGUUUGCCUACAGCGUCGAUGAAGAGGAGAACUCCAAGCUAACUGCACAGAGCCUGGCUGGCAUGUCGCAGGGCGCUGGAGGACUGCAGCUAUCCCAUGAUGCCGCGGUGGAGGAGGUGAAGCAGCUGGUGGAGCAGAAGCGUGCGGUGGAGAGGGAGCUGGCCGAGCUGCGCAGUCAGCUGGAGAAGAGCGGCUACUCCUCGCUCUCACACAUCAGGAGAGCACUGUCCAGCCUGCAGGCAGAGAACCAGGAGCUGAGGGCCCUGCUGCCCGGCCGAGCACAGGAACAGAGGCCUCACGAUGGGCACCAGACUCCAGAGGGUCCCCCCUACACUUCUAAUGCUAGCACCAGCACAGGCACCCAGCUGCGCUCCGCAGAGGGCAAGAGAGCCUUACGCCCCCAGUCUCUGGAUCUCGGGGUCCUGCUGUCCCACUCCGUACAGACUGAGAGGCGUGGUGUGGGUGUGUGUGAGAGCCCGGUGGAGGAGGCCCUGAGGACGGACCUGCAGCAGGUGCAGCAGCACAGCAGAGACCUGCAGGAGAGACUCAUGGUGUCAGAGGCUACAGUGCAGGCCCAGGCCGAACAGCUCAAAGACUACAGGGAACUGCUCACUGAGAGUGCGGUGGUGCAGCAGGACAGUAAGCAUGUGCAGGUGGACCUACAGGACCUGGGCUACGAGACCUGCGGACGCAGCGAGAACGAGGCCGAGAGAGACGACACCAGCAGCCCAGAGUUUGAUGACCUGGAGAUGUGCACGGCUCUGAGCCGCCACAACAGCCUGGCUGACCCCACCCCCAUCUGGUGGUCCGGGGAGGUCACCAAGACCACCAGCUCCAGCUCCGCCUACGCCAUCGCCGGCAUCGUAGGGGAGCACGACGAGGAAGACGAGGAUGAGCACGAGCACGAGCACGAGCACGAGCACGAGUGCGAGCGUGCCGAUGAUGACGAUGACGUGGUGCGUCUGCAACGAUUGGUGGACGACCUGCGGGGCCAGCUGGAGCGUGCUCAGAUGGUCAUCGGCACCCUGCAGGCCCGUCUGCGUGACCCCAGCUCUCCGGCCGCCGCUGCCACCCCACGCAAGGUCAGUUGGUCUGCUGCGGCUCUGAGCGGGACGGAGGAGGACGAGGGAUGGCAGUCAUCAUCGGACGCGGGCGGUGGGGGCCAAGCGGGUCACGACAGGGAGCUGCGCGACCUCGUGUGCCGCGUGACCUCGCUGGAGGAACAGCUGAGGUCAAAGGGCAAAGGUCACGAGGACGCGGCCAAGGCUGUCAGCUCGCCAGGGCGUUUCGACUCGCUGAUCCAGGCGCAGGCCCGUGAGCUGUGCGUGCUGCGCGGGCGUACGCGCGAGGCGGGCGGCGUGUGCCAGCUGCUGCUGCAGCACCUGACGGAGACCACCAAGGCCUUCGAGGAGCUGCUCCGGGCCAACGAUGUGGACUACUACAUGGGCCAGACCUUCAGGGAGCAGCUCUCGCAGAGCAGCAGUCUGGCCAUGAGGCUCACCGCCACCAUCAGCGGACGAGACGCCACUGACCUCCCCGAUGACAAUGACAAGACUGAGCUACUGGCCAUCCGAUUGAGUAAGGAACUUCAGCAGAAGGACAAGCUCAUCGAGACGCUGCGCUCCAAGUUGGAGCAGUCCCGACCGGACACACCCGUCAGUAGCCACGCCCUCUCGGAGGGCACCGACCAAUCCGAUAGGAUCUCUUUCGUUUCCGACGAGCCGGGCUCCACCAAUGAGGACCUGGAGUUGGGUUCCGAUGUGGACACGCCCAGCGAGUUCUGUCAUGAAGGGGGAUCUACCACAGGCCCCCUCAGUCACAGGGAGCUCUCCCGCCACCCCAGUGUCUCUGCCUCCAUCUCCUCCUCCCAUCACUCCUCCAGGAGCUGUCCCAGCAUGCAUUGCACACCGCAGAGGCCUGCAGACCACCAGCCUUUCACAGGCCUCUUUGCUGGUAUGGGGCUUUCACCCGAGCACCCUACAACCUCCUCCUCCACCUCCGCCCUUGCUGCUCCCCUCUUCCUCCCCUGCACCCCUCCCUCCCAGCCCCAGCCCCAUCCCCAUCCCCUGUCCCAGCCCCAGCCUCCGCUCCUGGCGCGGCCACGGGGUUUCCCGGACACCAGCAGGGGCUGUUUCUCCCUGGCCGAGGUGCAGCAGGAGCUUCACACGCUGCAGAGGCAGUUUGCCACCAGCGAGCGUGCCGGCCUGAUGGGCUCCGCCCUCAAGCCGCAUCCAGCCUUCCCAUUGGCUACUCCACCUAGCCACCCCAACCAGUUCCUCCCCAUGUCCCAUCAUGCACUGCUGCAGUCGCCCCUGUCGUCGGCGAUGAACGGCAGCCCGGGCACCAGCCUGCUGGAGAGCAGUGCACUGUGGGAUAUGGCCUACGGCCCGCGGGCAGGAAGAGGCGGACAGCAUGGUGACCUGUCCUCGGGAUCCUCAGGGUACCAGUCAGGCACCAGCCACGCAGGCACAGAGUUGAUGGAGGAGCACCUGAGGGAGAUCCGGUGUCUGCGGAGGCGGCUGGAGGAUUCCAUCCAGACCAACGACCGGCUGAGACAGCAGCUGGAGGAGAGACUAGCCUCCACCGCCAGAGAAGGAGGAGUGGCCCCCACCAACAUCUACAUCCAGGGGCUGGACUCUGUCAGUCAGCUGUCUGGCCAGAUUAGGCAGCUGCAGGAAGAGAACCUGGCCCUCCAGGCACGCCUCGACCAGGCAUCCAGAGAGGGCAGGCGAGAGGCGGAGCUGCUGCGCGAGUCGCUGGCCAGCGGGCGGAGUCGACUGAAGGAGGCGGAGAUGGAGAUGGAGAGGUGGGCGGAGCAAUGCAAGCGGCUGCAGACGCAGGCCAGGGAGCACGCUCAGACCAUCCAGCAACUCACGGAGGACAAGCAGGAGCGACAGGACCACGCCAGCAGGCUCCAGCACGAGGUGGAUGUCCUCCAGCAGCAGCUGCGUGAGAGCCACCUCCUGGUGGUGUCCCUGCAGAAGCAGAUCCAGUCCUACCAGGCAGCACAGGCCACCACCCCACCCACCUCCACUACAGAAGAGGGGCCCUAUGGUAGCAGGCCCCGCGGUGGCAGUGCAGUAGAGGGCCCCUACGGUGGGCACUAUGGCCUGGGGGAGCUGCAGCACCAAGACAUGGGCAGCCUCCACGCCCAGCUGGAGCAGCAGCUACAGCAGCAGACACAACACGCUCAGCCCACCGCCAGGAAACAGCUCUUCCAGGACUCCACCUCCUCUCCACCUGUCAGAGACAUCGGGCCUCUUAGUCCCGCCUCCUCUCCUGCAAAGCGACAAGCAGCGGCCAAUGGCCAUGGGAAGAUGCAUACAGAAAAACAUCCAGCGUCUCCAGCGUCCGGCAACCCAGGCGGCUCCAUGGCUAGCCCAGAAGGGCAGCACGUGGCUGGGAGACUGGAAGACUACACGUCCCUGCUGCAGCAGCUCCUGGAGGGGAAGGUCCUCAUCAGUAAGAUGGAGGCCACACUGAAGUCUUCCGGCCAGCAGAAACUGCAGCAGGGCUCUAUGAAGAGUCUUCUGUCGAGCACUAGGACCCUGAAGAGGAUCCUGGAGGAGGCGGGCUCUCUGCUCAGAGGCUUUUGGAAGGCGACUUUACCCAGUGAAUUCUCUUGCCAACAGAGCACAAAGGAUGAGGAGAUAACUGAGCUGAAGUUGAAGCUGCAGGACCAGGAGCAGGCCCUGAAAGACGCUCUGGAGAACCUGAGGGCCUCCAACCAGACCAGGGAGAGCAUGGAGAACUUCAUCACCGGACAAUUAUCAAGAACACGGGAUGUCCUGAAAAAAGCUCGCUCAAAUUUGGAGAAGAACGAGCUCAAGCUUUCUUCCUUAAACGGCUCCUCCACCUCCUCCUUCUCCUCCUCUCCUCCCUUCUAUCCCUCCUUUGCCACCUUCCCCCGCUCCUCCAAAGGUGAAAUCUCAAGCGCCCCCCGUGAGUGGCGCCACCCUCCUGGUUGGGGUGUCGUGACACCCCCGCAGAUGCAAGAGAAGAGACCUCAGGGGACAUCCCUUCCCUUUAUGAGACCGCGGCCCCUCGACACCUACUCCUACUAGCCUAUUAGUUAUACACCAUGGACAUGCGUAGCCUACCUGUCUACGGUUCACGCAGGAGCCCCCACUUCCUGUUCAAACAGGAAGUGUACUUGGACCGAACUCUAAAUCCGUGUGCAAAAUACUUACUUGUUCACUACAUAUGUAACUCACUACACAGGAUGGGACUUAUAUGGUUUUGUUCCCGAUACAUGGUGUAUGUAGAGAACCGGUGUCCAUUUUGGAUUGCGAUCGAGAGAUUGGGAGAUAUCCUGGGCAGCGUUGGGCGGGGGUGUGGUGGGGCUUGUCUGUCUCUCAACGCUGAGAGCUGGAAGGGUUACAUGAAUGUUACCUGCUGCUCUGUGUUUGCUGCAGAGGAUGCAGUCUGUUUGUUUUAUGUAUGUAGAUAUAGAUCUCGGAUCUCUGGAUAGGACUUCUCUGCUGUGUGUGAUCCCUUCUCGUCAUGCCUCUUUUUCACUUUGGAUCCAACCACAACUCGUGCUAAUACUAGAUGCACUAGAUGACUAGGUAGUUAGAUGUUAGUUCAACUUCUCACAGUCACUUCUCUCCUCAGUUCAAUGUCAUUAACUGACCAACAGCAGAGGAGCAAGUGGAAUGCCAGAAAACAUGUGCUGUAGCUUAUUUAUUUGGCAAGCUGCCUUCUGAGUUUCAGCUCCUUGCUGUCAGUCUAGAGAAAUAGAGAAGAUACAAGGCAAUACAAAGGUCUCAUAGAAUGAGUUUCCUGAGUUGACCCAGCUCAUAACUUAGGCCAAAGUAAUGCUCUGCUGGUCUAUUGUGUUAGUACGCUGAUAUGAGUGUGCAUGGAGGAAACAAGCCAUGGACAGUGUCAAUCAAUAUCUCACUUCUACAACAUGUACAUCUUCUACUUUCGUUUGUUCAAAUGGUAUUUCUCUCAUUGCCUUCAUUGCAUGUUUUUUAUUUUUUGUUGGAAGGCGAUAUUGAAGUUAGAGUAGUUGUGUGCUGUUUAUUUUGUGUAAUUUAGCAAGUGUGGACCUGUGGUCACAGUAGGUUUGCCACUGUGGUGCCUGAGUAGAGGUCCUACUGAACAUGUGCAAUAAGAACUACUGUACUACGCAGCCUGUACUCUGACCUAUGACACUGUAAACGUAGCGUUGCCCCGACAACGGGAGACAGACCGACCGUGCAAUAAUCUUUCAGGACCUUCUUACACAGGCUUAAGCAGAUAUCUUAGCACAGAGUAGACACAUGUUUUUCAAACGAGUAAAGAAAAAGAUAAAUUGUGUAUAUUUCACACAGGCAAUGCUGAUACUGCCAAAGUCUGACUUUCUCUGUGUGUGUAAGGGUGUGUGUAUGUAUGUAAAACCCCAUUGGAUACUCAUGAUUUUGUUUCUGUAAUAUUAUCGCCUGUUAUUGGAAUUUAUAAGUGUGUGUCCCUUUUAUUUUUACUUGUUUUUUUUUUUAAUACACUGUUAAAAAUCUGGUCCAUUUUUUUAUUAUUAUUAUUAUUACUGAUGUUAUCAUUAGCACUUCUCAAAGAUGGACCAUUGCUGAAAAAAAGUCUCAAAUGUUACCCAAACUCUUCUAAUUUAGUUAAUAAGACGUUUACACUGUCUUUUAAAAUGAAAAAUAUGUUAUUAGUUUAUAAAAACUUACCCUUUUCAGGUCUGUUAACUGUGCAGAAAGAACAGAGCCAUAGAAAAAUGGCACACACAUGCAGUGUUAAAAUAUCUUGUAUGCAAAUUAAUGACACACAUACAAGAGUGUGUGUUUCCAAAGACUGGGUAAUGGAUAUGCGGAGGGGGUGGAGGGGGACGGGGGUACCAGGUAUUUGUCUGUGCUUUUAAAAUGUAAGUAGAUGUUGUUGAGGUGCAGUGGUUGGGUAGCUGGGUAUCGAUGCAUAGUGCGACCAUGUUUGUGUUUGUCAUAUGCGCUCUUUCACAACACUUGCACUUUAGUGGGCGAGUGACAUUGUUUUCUUCCCACGGUGUAUAAUGCAGUGAAUGAGUGAACGUUGCGGACUGAGCCCGUGUCUUCAAAGUGCCAAGUGUGUGACCGCUUGUCUUCCCGUCUUGUCUUUAAUUUUAUAGCCUUCAGACUCAUCCAACGUCUUGCUGUUGAAUGCUCUGACAGAGAGCUCCGCGUUUGCUAGAAUAGACCAGCGAAAAGCUAUUGCUGACACUGUUCCCGAAUACUGAUAUUAUCACACUGGCCAUACGCACCAGCUCCUGCAGCCAGUCCUCUAGCUAUGCCCAACGGGUGCCAAAAUGGCUUCCGACAUGGCCGCCAAAGGCAGACCCUAAUUAGCCAAUCAGCAGAAGAGCCAAGCCUUCCUCAUAUACAGUAUUGUCUCUCUGAGGUCUCAUGAUGUUGUUUUACUUGUAAAUAUAUAUUUGUAUUAUAACAGGUCAAAGGAACAAAAAAAGACCAAAGCGACUGACAAAUCAAAUGCACAGCCAUGUUUGUGUACCGUCACUCGUGUGCUACGGUAACUCACUGCACUGAGAGUAGAUCUGUAGAUGCUGGCUACCGGCCUCUGCCUGUGUGGGGGGCUUGUAUGAUAUUGUAUAUAUCAGUGGGGGCGGAGGUGUGUGGCUGUGUAUGGGGGGCUGUGUAGAUAGAGGUGAACUAGGAGGCAGUGUACAGUAAUGUCUAUGCAUGUGUGCUUCAAAAGGGGGGCGGGGUGCACCACCGCUUUUAAUAAAAAAAGGGAAUAAGGAAUUGAAAGUGUUGAGUGUUUUUUUUACACAAACACAAUAACGCAGAACAUACAUUUACUCAAGCCUACGAGGCACACAAAAAAUAUUAUCAGAAAACAAUGCAGCCAUGGCUGUAUUUUUCUGAAUUGUAAAGAACCAUGAAAAACACAGUUUCAAGUUGAACACAUUUUUCAUGUGAUCUAAUUUCUGUCCAUUAAUCAAUUGCAAAUCAUGGGAGACAAGGGAAUAAAAACGUUUUCAUUUUGGAAACAGAGUUCAUGCUCUUCAUCUGUUGCAGAGGUUUUAAAGUAGAAGUAGUCUUACUGCUGUAAUUUCAACAAUAGCUCAUGUUAUUACAUAGUCAAUACUCAAGUUAUUCAACUGCACCUACUGGAAAUAACAUUGAUACACCGUAGGAAUACAUACUACUUCUUCAUACACCUCUGAUUUAUUAGAACUCCAUUUCUGCUGAAGUGUGCCUGUGAAGUAACAACACUUGGCCUAUAGAGGGCACUCUAGGUACACAAAAUGAUCAUUUGUGCAUCCCAUCACCAUAGCAUGGUAGUUGUAAAGCAUGUAAUCAAUCAGGCCUAAGGAUUGGACUGUGGCAACCUUUCAAGCAAGAUUCCUACUGCUAUUCUAACCACAGAGAGAAGAGCUGAAGGAAUGAGCCGUGUAAAAACAAGGAACCACACCACCCAGAAGAACAACGUGGUCCUAACAAAUGUGAAGUAUAUGAGCAAAAAUAAAUACUCUUGC
This is a messenger RNA of Engraulis encrasicolus (European anchovy), 12149 nucleotides long. RefSeq names its product phosphodiesterase 4D interacting protein (gene pde4dip). Gene Ontology annotation, molecular function: molecular adaptor activity. Gene Ontology annotation, biological process: centrosome cycle; regulation of Golgi organization; positive regulation of microtubule nucleation. The record is from RefSeq and is a predicted model, not a curated record. The transcript is spliced from 36 exons. Gene Ontology annotation, cellular component: centrosome; Golgi apparatus. Lineage: Eukaryota; Metazoa; Chordata; Actinopteri; Clupeiformes; Engraulidae. The coding region runs from base 1405 to 8736 and encodes 2443 amino acids.